CUGUAGAUGCCGCGAAAACAGAAUACUUAAGGUCACCGAAUUACCCAGCUCAGUACCAAAACAACCUUGAUGUAAUAUGGCAAGUGAUCGCUCCGGACAAUCAUCGAGUUUCGUUGCAUUUUGUUGAUUUGCAGAUUGAGCCAUCAAGAGACUUCCUAUACCUAUUCCAGGGAAAUUUGUCUGAAUUUGAGAUGUCUGAGCUAGUAAUGCCUAAUAUUUCUGGAUCAGAUCUACCAGAAAACAUCACAUCUGUUGGAAAGUUUCUUUGGAUUCGAUUUACCAGUGAUGAGGCAUCGCAGGAAACUUAUAGAGGAUUUGACGUCUCAAUGAUUGCCAAACCAAUAUCAGUAGAGACCUUGACAUCUGAUCAUAAUGUCCUGAUAAUAACAUCAGUCUCAGUGACAGUUCUUGCUCUUCUGAGCUUCAGCGUUUUCGGAUAUAUCACCUGGAAGAAAAGAACUAAGGAAGAGCAAGACGAUGGACAACAAGAGGGGCAUUACAUGGACCUAACACCAUCCGUUACGUCAUCACCAACCUACGAAGCAUUAGGAGCUGUUCGGCUGUCAAAGAUAAAGGAGAGCCCGACGUAUGAGAACAAAUCAGUAGUGAGACAUCAUCAAAAUAUUCACGGAAUAACUGCAGAAGAUGAGCAUCCAUAUGAGCUUCCCAACUGAUCAUAUAUUUGACCAAACUCUCCAUACGAUAUAGUACUGCUAUUCGGUAUACUAAAUAAUAGAAAGUGCUCCCGUAGAUCUUCGAAAUUAAGAAGACCGAUCAUUUGAUAUAAAUCGUGUUUUCUGAAAAAUUAAUGAACUUUUGCGAAUUUAUAUAAAUUUAAGAUUUAUAUUUACAUGAUUAAAUAGAUAAUUAAUUUGUUCGUAGUAAUGCCAGACAAGAAAUUCGUCGAAGGGGUGUUUGAUUACAAUUUAAAUGUAGAGGUUAAAUAUAUAAAUUUAUACUCAGUGGAUACAAAUAUAAGGGUCACUGCUUAAAAUUUUGAUAUUCUAAUUAUAGAUUGCGCGUGUUUUUUGCACAUCUCACCUCACAUCCAGUGUUGUGUCCGAGUCCGGCAUAUCCGUAUCCGAGUCUGGCAUGUACGAGUCCGAGUCCGGCACAUGUGCAAAAGUAUUACGUAUCAAUCAGAACAUGGUCGCACUUAGAUUUUAAUAUUUUUUUGCUGGGGGCAGGACGCGUGCACUUUUUCAAAAAAACAGCGAGAGAACGACGUGACCGAACUUGUCAUUUUGGAGCUUUCGUAUUUUAUAAUGUGAAUUAUGAGAAUUUCAGCACACUUUUGGUGAAUUUUUGUGGAAAUUUGAGUAAAAAAAAAACUGCUACGGCCAUGAGUCAGAAACAAGUUUCUCAUUAAAAUUAUCUGUACUUUAAUAUAUCAUAGGCGGAUCCAGACCCCCCCCCCCCCAUUGGCGG
Molecule: messenger RNA, 1428 nt
Organism: Lytechinus pictus (painted urchin)
Lineage: Eukaryota; Metazoa; Echinodermata; Echinoidea; Temnopleuroida; Toxopneustidae
Exons: 3
Coding region: 192-674 (160 amino acids)
Source: RefSeq, a predicted model, not a curated record